UUGAGGAUCGUUGCAGUGCGACUGACAAGUGACCAUUGUGCCUGAUGCUUGUGAUAUGUAGAAUAACUUGGUCAAGAGAGUUGUGCUCUGCCAACUUUCCAGCGGAUGUCUUGGGCAGCCCAAAAUCACUCAUGCUUCCAGUUGUGGUUUCCUUCAUCUUACCCACACCAUCACAAUCAACCCAUUCCCCUAGGUACAUGGAGAUGUGGAGGAUUCUAUGCGUUUCGUUUCAAUCCUUCAGAGUCAUCUAUGUCGAUAUGUUUUAACUUCAUAUACAACGUUAUCUUAAACCCCAUCAACCGGAAAUAGAACGUCGAAUGACGAUGGGAAUCAAGAGGUCUCAACUUCAGAGCUUCAUCCAAGUCAAGACUGCAAUAGAUUGGUUCAUUCCGUCGUAGUGCGAGGAUAGAUACCAUUUCAGUUUUUGAUGACCUUUAUGACUUAGUAUCGUUUCAAGAUUUCAGAGGAACGAGCACUCGAAAUCGUGUCAUUCUACACCCAUAUGCUGGAUGAUCAGUCAUAUCAUAUGCAGUACCUAGAUCUAGCGGGCAGUAGAAACUUCAUUUGGCCGUGACACCUAGCUCUUGUUCCAGACCCGCUGAAUCUCCUUGAAUCAGUUCCGGGCCACAAAAGUAAAUGAAGAGGAUUGCGUCUGUCGUAGAAGAAAAGUCGUGGUAUUGUUCUGAUUGAGUUCCGGGCUAGAAAGUGCGGACGCCUGCAUUAUCGAGACUUCUUGAUGUGUAUCAAAGUAUCUGCUCGUACUAGGUAGUAGGGAUAACACCGCAUCUUAAGUACGCGAUUAUAUAUUGAAAAAAUGAUCAAAGAUAAGUGGAGAGUUAGAAAAUCUGUACGCUGUCCUCGGGAAAUUAUUAUAAAGUACUAGAUAUUAGAUAACGUAUUGAACCUUGCGCUGCUGUCGACACCCCGCGGCGGGGUAAGGUGGGUAGCACUGAAACACCAGCAUGAUCGCCCAUUAAGAGAUAUUCAUCAACCUUCCCGCCUUCAUUUAUAAAUUACCUUCUUCCCUUGCGAAACCGUAAUACAAACUCAUUUACCUUCAAUAAUAAGCUCAUAAAAAGUAUGUCACCAACGGCGACUUCUCUCGACAAUGAACUCGCAAAUAAUAGUCGAGUUGGUGCAAGGGGGUCGACCGUGUCGGGCAAAAAGCUCAAAAUCAGGUCGUACCCGAGGUUCGAAAGUUUAGAAGAAGAGAGAUUAUAUCGCAAACAGCAUUUGGCUGCUGCAUUUAGGAUAUUCGCGGAUCGAGGUUUCGAUGAAGGGGUUGCUGGCCAUAUAUCAGUUCGUGACCCCAUUCUCACUGAUCACUUUUGGCUUAAUCCCCUCUCUCAACAUUUCUCUCAAAUCUGUGUCUCGGACCUUAUUUUGGUGAACGAAGAUGGCGAUGUGGUAAUUGGCGAUGAGCCAAUCAAUGCUGCGGCGUUUGCCAUUCAUUCUGAAGUUCACAAAGCUCGUCCCGAUGUACACGCUGCUUGCCAUGCCCAUUCUGUCUAUGGCAAAGCCUACAGCGCAUUCGGUCUUCCUCUUGAUAUGAUAACUCAAGAUUCUCUCCGCUUUUACAGGUCACAUAGUGUAUAUGACAAUUUUGGGGGAAUUGUGCUUGACCGUGAAGAAGGUAUUCGUAUCGCCAAAAGUUUGGGCAACGGCAAGGCGUGCAUUUUACAGAAUCACGGACUGUUAACGGUGGGUCAGAGUGUGGAUGAGGCAGCCUUCUGGUUCAUUAGCCUUGAUAAAACCUGUCAUGCCCAGCUACUUGUUGAUGCUGCGGCUUCAGGUAGUGGGAAGGUGAAGAAGAUUAUUGGAGAUGAGGAGGCAGCUUUUACUUAUAAUCAAGUCGGAGGACCAGAGAAAGGGUGGUUAGCAUUCCAAGGCUACUAUGACGAAAUCAUGGCCAAGACAGGUGGGAGUUUCCUAAAGUGACAGUGCAGAGUGAAACGGAGAGGGAAUCUAAUCCGCCCGAUUGAUGAUCUGAUAUACUUCCAUAUAUUAUUCGCAGGCGCUGUCGUGACUUGAAGUACCGUCUAGUGUUGAUUUUACCAGUUCAUACACAUAGAGAUCUCGAGGACCGAAGUUUUUGAUGAAUGCUCUUUCGUCUGUCGCUUAUUCCGAGCCAUAUUGUUCAAUGUUGUAAUUGCAGGCGCUUCCCAUGCAUGAAGCAAUCAGAAGCAUGCAGGUCUCCGUUUAGGACGCAAUUGUUUCUCCGAACAUGCGACUAACACGACAACCCUUCGAAAAAAUAUCAUCCCAAAUCUUAAUGAGACAAUAUUCAGGAAGUUUUCUCCCGUGUCCUGCAUAUUUACAAUGAUCGGGCAUACAUAUCUGUCAUAUGUAUUGCAACAUCGAGUAGAGUUUCCACAGUGAGCACGAAAGAGAUCGCGAUUAUCAUGCACCCAUGAAUUCGGGACUUCCUUGUGAGCAUCCGGUACCGAUUAUUCGGAAAUGUUAGGGAAUGGUGGCUGAAGAAGGGAAAAUGAGAUUGAAAAUGGGGGAUCGCUCUUCUUGGGUAUAGAUAUCUAGAGGUGGGACUGAUGAGAUGUUGCCCAAGAGAUGUUUGGGUAGCGGCCAGUUAUCAUCCAUGAAUAAGACAUGUAGCUAUGCCCUGUCAUGGAGCUGACCGACCCAAAGAGAAAUUGAGGUAAUGCAUGUGACAUGACGAUAGCGAGGCUGACCACUAUCGAGACCUACGUGGUAAAAUAUGAGACUACUCUGUUAGAGGUUAAUCAGCAUCCGCAGUGAUUUUUCCGUUUCUUCUACUCAUUCACAUCUUCCUGUUCACCCUCUUGGCUAACUUAUCCUCGGGGAAAUGUCGACUACCUAGGGACUGAGAGG
Messenger RNA from Botrytis porri, 2847 nucleotides. RefSeq lists its product as uncharacterized. Gene Ontology annotation, molecular function: actin filament binding. The transcript is spliced from 7 exons. Gene Ontology annotation, cellular component: cytoskeleton. The coding region runs from base 1081 to 1938 and encodes 285 amino acids. The record is from RefSeq and is a predicted model, not a curated record. Lineage: Eukaryota; Fungi; Ascomycota; Leotiomycetes; Helotiales; Sclerotiniaceae.